Messenger RNA from Chinchilla lanigera (long-tailed chinchilla), 2878 nucleotides. RefSeq names its product chromosome unknown open reading frame, human C10orf107 (gene Cabcoco1). The transcript has 8 exons. The coding region runs from base 71 to 934 and encodes 287 amino acids. NCBI's taxonomy places the organism in Eukaryota, Metazoa, Chordata, Mammalia, Rodentia, Chinchillidae. The record is from RefSeq and is a predicted model, not a curated record.
CAGGGCCGCGUCCCUCCCGGACCUGGCUGCGGCGCUGGUGGGAAGUGCUGGGGCCUACAAGGCCGGAGGGAUGACCCAGACUGCAAGCACGCCGGACUCCGAGGAAGAUGCUGAAUUCCAGGAGCAUGAAAAGAUUCUGUCUCCAGAUUUUCUUUCAACUGUGCAAAUCACUGAUUUACUAACAGAGAAUGUAGAUGGAAUUCAAGAAAAACUGAGAAUGUUUUUGAAUUUCAAAAACCUUCAAACUUGUUUAAAGGAUGCCAUUCUAUUAGAUUACUAUGUGUCUGGAUUUUUGUGGGCCAAAGGAAUGGACUUUUCUAUCACUCAGUGUUCAAAAUUUAUGACUUUACUAAAUAUGUUACUUCAUAAUCUUAAAACACUACAUAUGUCCUUAGAGGACAACAUAAAGUGGCUUGGGGAAGUGAUGGCUGAAAUCGGACCAAACCAUUCUCAAAGAAUUCACGAAUGGAACAUCUUUGAUGUAAAGCGAGCCAAUGCUAUUGUUGAUUACUUAAAAAUCAGCAUCUUUCAACACUACAAGCUAUACGAGUUUGUGUUCUACUCUCCCAGAGAAGAAAUUGUGAUAGGGACUGAGCAAGUAAUAGAAAUCGUCAACACUGGAGGAGGCCCUUUACCAAAACCUCUGGAAGAAGGAAUCUCGUUUGAUAUUUAUUCAAAAUUCAUUGAGCCACCUCCAACAUUAGAUCAAGAAAUGAAGGGGUUGGAUCAAGAGCAAGGCGAUGAGGAGACCCAGCCAGAAACUGACACUUUGGAUACAGAUCCUUUAGUUGGCUUCACCAUUGAGGAUGUGAAGUCCAUGCUGACUCAAGUCACAGAUGACAUGUUCACAGACGUUCAGACCGAGAUAAACGAAAAGCUGCAAAUACAGGAAGAGGCCUUUAAUGCACGAAUCGAAAAACUGAAAAAGGCCUGAGGACUCGGUACAAGGAGAGUGAUGCUAAACUUCACAGAAACAAACAAAACUAGCUGGAAUAAUAGAUUCUCUAGAGCAUCGUAUCUUCUUCAUUCCACUGUGAAAGGAAAAGCAAGCCGCGCUUUUUAUUGUCAUAAGUAUUUAGAAAAGUAUUAGCCCCAAUUUUGCCAUCUCCUGUACUAUAACAGCCUCUGAAUUUAUUGUACCACAGUAAUAAGAAUAUUUUGUAUACAGGAGCUUGGAGAAUUUUAUAUAAAAAUACAAUUACUUUUAUGAUAGUUCUUUGACAUUUUUACGAAUAAACACUACAUCUUCAGUGAGAAUGAAACUAACAUUUUUAAAGAACCAGAAAUAAAGAAAAAUAAUAAUGAUAAUUGUAUCCAUACUGACACAAAUGAACUGUCGCAUUACUAGAGCAUUAUGAAAUGAUACUAGUGCCAUAGUACUGAGGGUAAAACUUGCUAAACAACGGCAAUUCAAACACAUACAGUAGGGUUUUUAAAACUCAAAUCAUUUGGUUUUCUUAUUUAAACAUUUCAGUGUGAAACCAAUUUUCUGAAAUUAUAUAAUGCAGUUUGAAGCAUUUUAAUUUAUUCUGCACUGUAUUUGUUAUUUCUAAUCUUGUUACUCUCCCAGGAGAAUACAUGACCUAUAUAAAAAGAAGCAAUGUAUAAAUGGUUAUUAAAGACCAACCUAUAUAUAGAUGGUAAAAAUCUUAAGUACAAAUCAAACUCACAGAGCUCCUAAAAUUAACCAUUACCUUGCAGUGGAAUGAUUGAAAAAUAUCUCAAGUUUUUAAAUACCCUUAUGAAAUAUAAUUUGAAAGCAAAAAUAGCUAUGUGCUGAUUGUCCCUAGUUAAACAGAUUAGUUAAUUACUACCUAACCCCUUUCGAAAGAUCCUAGACUUCAGCAGAUUCUAGAAUGGAGGCAGAAAAUUGGUAGGAAGAAUCAGUGCCCUCAAGAAUUUUCAAAAUUGUACAAUACCUGCAACUGGAUGGCACUUGGCUAAAUGUGGACUAUACCCUUCCCUUCUCUGUCAGUAUCAAAGGAACUGCCCAAAAUAUCUUCACUUACAACACAGACCUAAUAGCUUUUGGUAAUUUUCUGACUACACUAAUCUGUAAACGAAGAGUAGUCCUUAAGAUAAAAUGUUGUUAUUGUUCCUAUACCUCUCAGGCUGAAGACCUGGAGAUAUGUUCCUCCCAGGUACGCUCCUUUCUGAAUAAAAGCAUUAAAGGCUGCAGGAUACCACAUGGAAGACUCACAAGGCUGGGUUGUCUCGGCAGUCUUCUCUCCAGGGGAAGCAGUAAAACUGGGAUGACCACAAACAGGGAAUAAAGAAGCUUCUAGAAAUCACCAAGCACAGCUUCAGAUGCAAUCAUUGCCACAAAGUGGAGCUGCACUUCUCAUAAAAAGUGUUUACUGGAGCAAGAGUGCCAGGAGCCUAUCACCGAAUCAGAAGUAGCCUCACAAUCCUUAAACACUGCCUCGUGAUGCUAUAACAGACACGCUGAGAGCUAAGAGUGAAACUGGCUUUGCCUUCGGCUAGUGUAUGACACUAAACAGGCCACGCAACUCUAUUUAUUAAGUGGGGAUAGUACUUAUUUUUGAGGUAAUUAUAAGAAUUCAAUAAAUUCAUGCUAAAUGACUUUUCUUAUAAGGUUUGGCUUGUUUACCUUCUAGGAUGUGAAAAAUGUCACACUCAAUUGCCGGAUCAGCCUCUCUGUGCAAAUUCCCAUCUCCUCUACCUCCCUCCUCACACAUAUGGGUGGAUGUGUUCUCCCACCCUUUUCAGUCAUCCCAUAGGGACAACUGUGUUCCACUACUAUCCUUUCCAAAUUUGACCAAUUUGUAACGUGCAGCUGAGCUGAGUCAGUGUGGUGCUGGGUGUGGAAGGCCCACCUGAGGAUUUUUGCCAACAGCGUAAAAGGAGAACUGGAGAG